GACCCGGAGCUGCUCAGGAAAGCCGGGCUGGGAUGAGCGCGGACGGGGACCUCCGGGCGUGAGCCGCUCACGGGGGAGUGUCUGUUUUGUCCCGGCCGGCUCCAUCUCGGUGCGAAACGCUCGGGAGUCCCCAAACAUGGGCCGGCGGCGGAGUUCGAGGAGGAGCAGGGACGCGAGUCCCAAGAAAGAGUCAAAGAAGAAAACAGGGAGACAAAGUCAUAGCAAAGAGCUAAACAAAAUACCGUGGCAUCUUUCUGGUAAAUUACCUUUCCCUGAAGACUUGGAUCUCUCAAUUAUUGGGAAGGUGAAAGAAACUGAGCAAGAUGAAGAAUUUGGUGAUUCCUUUGUUGCCCCUUUACAUAGUACAGCCUUGUAUUCGGAAGCGGAGGAAAUCUGCAGACCUACUGAGUGUCUGAUUCCUUCACUUGAUUCCCCUCCACCUGCAAAAAAGGCCAAAACAAGCAUGGAAGUGACUGAAAGUCAACCUGAGGAAGAGGAAAGUUCUGUAAUGGGGAGAACAAAAAAGGCAUCGAGAAAAUCCAAGCCAAUAGCUGAUGAUACUGAAUUGGAAAGCAUUUCAGGCAGAAUAACACGUGUGGUAAAGGAGAUGAGAAAGCAGAACGUUAGAGCUUCCUCCACUGUGCGUUCUGCAGACCUCCCAGGGAAAUCUGCGGAAUCGGUGUUUACUAGUGAACCCUUCCUUGUUGCUGAAAAAGCGUCACUUGUCACCGAGGGUGAAGUGAAGGCUCCUAGGAGGAAGCGGGCCUCUCGUGGAAAGAGGGAGAAGCCUCAAAAUCAACCAGUAAAACCAGAGGAGAAGAAGAAAAGAUCUGCCAGAGAUAAAGCAAAGUCAUCUGUUGUUUUAUCUGCAUUUGAGGACGCUGUGGUAGAGUACAAGCAGCAAGUGGAAUCUGUAAUUUGCCAGAGAGCAAUUGACAGUUUUUAUUCUGUCUUUAAGGAACAGCUUAUUAAAAUUCUUUCAGAAGUCCAGAAAUUGAAAGACUUGAAAAGGAAGAAUGCUAAGGUGAUUAAAGAUAUCAAUAAGAAAAGGAGGUGCUUGUUUGAAGCCCAAGAUCAACUAAUUAGGACCAAACCAGAGUUGAAACAUCUACAAGUAAAAUACGAGGAACUUAAAGAAAGAAAAUCUUCCCUCACAGAAGCAACAUGGUUUUUAUCUGGUUUAAAACAGCUUCAUCAUGAUUAUGCAGCUCUUAAAAGGAAAACCCCAACAGAAAGAGAAAGGUAUGACUUGUCCAGCCUACCAGCUCUGCUGUUUGAAGCAAGAGGCAUUUCAGGAGCAGCACAACACCUGACAAAGAUCAACUGUCACCUCCAGCAGCUCGUCGACCGCAAAUGAGAGGAAACCUGCCUUAUGUAUACCUUGGAACAAACUUUUUCUGGGAAAGAGUUAAGUUUAUAUAUUUAGCUUAGCAGAAUUUAUUAAACUGUACUUGAUUAAAUAUAAAAGCCAUUAUUUAAAAAAAAUGCUUUACAGUAAUUCCUGGUCAGUGAAGGUUUUGUGAAUAGCUUAAAAAAAGGCGUUAGUAAAAAACAAGUUAACUUUCAAAUUUAAAGGGAUUUACUUUGAGUUGAACAUACUAGCUAUUAAAGCAUUCUUUAAUAACACGUGUAUACUAUGUGUGUACCCAUAUAUAUCCACACUCUCUAUAAUUUAAAAUGCUGAUCAAAAUAGUUUCGAAUGGAUGAAAACACUGAUGUCUAAUACUCACUUUUCUCCGUUGAAUUUCAUUUCUGAAUGACAAAAUGUGGCAGUAUGAAUUUUGCAGUACCACAAAUCUGCAAAAUUAGAUUAUGUAACGUGACUAAUAGAAUAAUUGUCAUUUCUAAUUAUUUUGCCUGGGUAAUUCAACUAAUUCAAUAGCUUAACAUUUGUAGCCUUCCUUGGUCCGUUAAAGCAUUUCAAAAUAGACUUAAAACUUUGAGGAAAUGGAUAGUUACUUGUCAAAAAAUACAUUUCCCUAAGCCACAUAGUAUUUUUUCUUAACUUUGUUUAAAAGAAAAGCUGUAAGAGAAUGGAAGGGAGGUGGAGGGCCUGUAACAUUCUGCUCACAUAUGUCACCAUCCCCCCUGAGCUUUUUUUUAACCAUAAGGGAAAUGUUUUUUUUUUUCUUAUCUUGCUGCUUUUAGUUUUUGCAUCAUAUAGUGACUCCUUCCCCCAACCCGGCAAGACUUCCAUUUUAUUUCAAGUACAAGCAAAAAAAGCAGCUCUGUAAAACUAACACCCAGACUUUCUUUGUAAAUGUAUACAGUAUUCCACCUCUGCAAAAAUGGAAGGUGGCAUGGUUUCUCAAUUCUCCUGGCACCAAGUUUGGUUAUUAAAAUUACUGUUUAGUUUUGGUUCUUGUCACGUGUACUGUUUUCCUGGUUUAACUUACUUCCUUGUUAUCAGUUCAUAUAUGUGCUGUUUUAGGCCUUCAUAUUUGUUAUUUUCUAACAAAAUAAUAUCCCAUGACAUAUAUAUGUACCACAGUUUUUUUUCCUACAAUAAAUGAAGUUUUUCCUAC
Molecule: messenger RNA, 2525 nt
Organism: Trichosurus vulpecula (common brushtail)
Lineage: Eukaryota; Metazoa; Chordata; Mammalia; Diprotodontia; Phalangeridae
Gene: CENPU
Product: centromere protein U
Exons: 13
Coding region: 137-1357 (406 amino acids)
Cellular component (GO): nucleus
Source: RefSeq, a predicted model, not a curated record